Symbiodinium natans is the source of this 798-nucleotide messenger RNA. The record is from the annotation of a GenBank genome assembly. NCBI's taxonomy places the organism in Eukaryota, Dinophyceae, Suessiales, Symbiodiniaceae.
AUGCGUCGUCGCCACGCGAAAUCCCACGCUCUGCCAACUGCUGCUUCGUUGACUUGGUUGGCGCUGGCAUCCUUGGCCGCUCUGACUGGGGGCUUCUCGAAAGCUGAUCAGGGCCUGAAUCAGAAUGCGCAGAAGAAUGCGUGCCAUGCUGUUAGAGCCGCUUUUGGAAUCCUGGGAUGGAGAUCUCUGAUGGGUUUUGAGGCUUUGCGUGGGCCGGAUCCAGGCGUGGCCUUGGACUUCGGGAGACUGGAAAGCACUCCCGGCGCUCCGGAGAAGCCGAGGAGUCAGAUGUUGCAGCUGGCGGCCCAGCGAACAGCACCUAUGCUGACAGACCCAAAUGGCGGAAGCGAUACCGCCGCGUGCUGCCGUUCGAUGAGGCGCGGCGUUGCGUCCAAGCCAUCGGCUUUGACAAUCGACGCUUGGCUUUACCGGCCGCGGCCAGGUGAGGAGUGGGAUGAGUGGGUCGCCGAAGGCAAGAAGUCGCCCUUCCUAGGGCCAUACGUGCCAAGCGACCCAGAGGCCAUGUAUGCCGAAGAGUGGCAGGGCUGGGAAGACUUCCUGGGAUGCAUCCUCUCCUUCCAGGAGGCACGUCUGAUUUCCAGGAUGCUGGGCCUCCGGAGCCAGGAAGACUGGUAUGCCUUCGUUGAGGAUGAUCCGGUCAGGCUGAGGAGCUUGCGUCUGCCGGCUCUGCCAUCCAUCUACUACAAAUCGGAAUGGAAGGGCUACGAGGACUGGCUUGCGCUGCCUAACGAGACACUGUUUGUGCCCAAAGGAUGGACUACCGAAGGUAGCCCGUGA